Dipodomys ordii (Ord's kangaroo rat) is the source of this 5417-nucleotide messenger RNA. RefSeq names its product nucleoporin 188kDa (gene Nup188). The record is from RefSeq and is a predicted model, not a curated record. Gene Ontology annotation, biological process: protein import into nucleus; RNA export from nucleus. The transcript is spliced from 42 exons. Gene Ontology annotation, cellular component: nuclear pore inner ring. Lineage: Eukaryota; Metazoa; Chordata; Mammalia; Rodentia; Heteromyidae. Gene Ontology annotation, molecular function: structural constituent of nuclear pore. Bases 32 to 5089 code for a protein of 1685 amino acids.
GGGCGGGCCCGGGGCGCGCGCGCGCGCGAAGAUGGCGGCUGCCGCCUGCGGGCCGUAUGUGAGGAGCAGUAGGGAACUGUGGACAAUUCUACUUGGAAGAUCAGCUCUGAGAGAACUGAAUCAGAUUGAAGCGGAACUGAAUAAACAUUGGCAUCGGUUGUUGGAGGGACUUUCAUACUAUAAACCUCCCAGUCCAAGUUCAGCAGAGAAAGUGAAAGCUAAUAAAGAUGUGGCUUCACCAUUGAAGGAACUGGGCUUAAGAAUCAGCAAGUUUUUGGGUCUUGAUGAAGAACAGAGUGUUCAGUUAUUGCAGUGCUACCUUCAGGAGGAUUACAGGGGUACUCGGGACUCACUGAAGACGGUUCUGCAAGAUGAGAGACAGAGCCAGGCCUUAAUCUUGAAGAUUGCAGAUUAUUACUACGAAGAAAGAACUUGUAUUCUUCGUUGUGUCUUACACCUUCUGACUUAUUUCCAAGAUGAAAGACACCCUUAUAGGGUUGAAUAUGCAGACUGUGUGGAUAAACUAGAGAAAGAACUCGUUUCAAAAUAUAGACAACAGUUUGAGGAGCUGUAUAAAACUGAAGCACCAACCUGGGAGACACAUGGCAACCUCAUGACUGAGCGCCAGGUGUCUCGAUGGUUUGCUCAGUGCCUUCGGGAGCAGUCCAUGCUGCUAGAAAUUAUCUUCCUUUACUAUGCAUACUUUGAGAUGACACCUAGUGAUCUGCUGGUAUUAACCAAGAUGUUUAAAGAGCAAGGAUUUGGUAGUAGACAGACCAAUAGGCACCUGGUGGAUGAGACCAUGGAUCCUUUUGUCGACCGGAUUGGUUACUUCAGUGCCCUUAUCCUGGUGGAAGGCAUGGAUAUUGAGUCCCUGCAUAAGUUUGCUUUGGAUGACAGGAGAGAACUGCACCAGUUUGCUCAGGAUGGCCUCAUUUGUCAGGACAUGGACCGUUUGAUGUUGACCUUCGGGGACAUUCCACAUCAUGCUCCAGUACUUUUGGCAUGGGCUCUUCUCCGCCACACCCUGAACCCUGAAGAGACCAGCAGUGUGGUCCGGAAGAUAGGGGGCACAGCUAUCCAGCUAAAUGUAUUUCAGUACCUGACCCGACUACUGCGGUCACUUGCCAGCGGGGGGAAUAACUGUACCACGAGCACCGCGUGCAUGUGUGUCUAUGGACUCCUCUCUUUCGUUCUGACCUCACUGGAGCUGUACACACUGGGCAAUCAGCAGGAUGUCAUUGAUACAGCUUGUGAAGUCCUGGCAGACCCUUCUCUUCCAGAACUGUUUUGGGGCACAGAACCAACCUCUGGUCUUGGCAUCAUUCUGGACAGUGUAUGUGGCAUGUUUCCCCAUCUACUUUCCCCACUCCUGCAGUUGCUCCGAGCCCUCGUGUCAGGGAAGUCCACUGCCAAAAAGGUGUAUAGCUUCCUGGAUAAGAUGUCUUUCUACAAUGAACUUUAUAAGCACAAGCCCCAUGAUGUCAUCUCCCACGAAGAUGGAACUCUUUGGCGGAGACAAACACCCAAACUCGUCUACCCUUUGGGGGGCCAGACGAACCUUCGCAUACCUCAAGGUACCGUGGGUCAAGUGAUGCUGGAUGACCGGGCUUACCUGGUGCGCUGGGAGUACUCCUACAGUAGCUGGACCCUCUUCACUUGUGAGAUUGAAAUGCUGCUUCAUGUUGUUUCCACUGCAGAUGUGAUUCAGCAUUGCCAGCGAGUCAAACCCAUCAUUGAUCUGGUCCACAAGGUCAUCAGCACUGACCUCUCCAUUGCGGACUGUCUCCUGCCCAUCACAUCCCGCAUCUACAUGCUGCUGCAGCGGUUGACGACAGUAAUUUCUCCCCCUGUGGAUGUCAUUGCUUCUUGUGUUAACUGUUUGACUGUUUUAGCUGCCCGGAAUCCAGCAAAGGUCUGGACUGAUCUUCGUCACACAGGUUUUUUACCAUUUGUGGCCCAUCCUGUCUCUAACAUGACACAGAUGAUUAGUGCUGAGGGGAUGAAUGCUGGAGGGUAUGGGAACCUUCUGAUGAAUAGCGAGCAGCCCCAGGGCGAGUACAAAGUCACCGUUGCCUUUCUGCGCUUGAUCACCACCCUUGUCAAGGGGCAGCUUGGAAGUACCCAGAACCAAGGCCUAGUGCCCUGUGUCAUGUUCGUGCUGAAGGAAAUGCUUCCCAGCUACCACAAGUGGCGCUACAACUCUCAUGGUGCGAGGGAGCACAUCGGUUGCCUGAUCUUGGAGCUGAUUCAUGCUAUACUGAACCUGUGCCAUGAGACAGACCUGCACAACAGUCAAACCCCCAGCCUGCAGUCUCUCUGCAUCUGCAGUCUGGCUUACACAGAAGCUGGACAGACAGUCAUCAAUAUCAUGGGCAUUGGUGUGGAUACCAUCGACAUGGUGAUGGCUGCUCAGCCUCACAGGCCCCGCGUUUUUUUCUGGCAGCAGAGCUCUGAACCUGUGUGUCCUGGCCUCUGUCAGGUGGCCCCGAUGUCAGUGUAUGCCUGUCUGGGCAAUGAUGCGGCUGCUAUCCGAGAUGCCUUCCUGACCCGCCUUCAGAGCAAGAUUGAGGACAUGCGCAUCAAGGUGAUGAUUCUGGAGUUCCUCACAGUUGCCGUGGAGACGCAGCCAGGGCUCAUCGAGCUCUUUCUGAAUCUGGAGGUGAAGGAUGGCAGUGAUGGCUCCAAGGAGUUCAGCCUCGGAGUAUGGAGCUGUCUCCACGCAGUCCUGGAGCUGAUUGAUUCCCAUCAGCAAGAUCGCUAUUGGUGCCCACCUCUGCUGCAUCGUGCAGCCAUUGCCUUCCUGCAUGCCCUGUGGCAGGACCGACGGGACAGUGCCAUGCUGGUCCUCAGAACCAAACCCAAGUUCUGGGAGAAUCUAACCAGUCCGCUGUUUGGAACCCUUUCUCCUCCCUCAGAGACAUGUGAGCCCAGCAUCCUGGAAACCUGUGCACUAAUCAUGAAGAUAAUCUGCCUGGAGAUAUACUAUGUAGUUAAGGGCUCAUUAGACCAAUCAUUGAAAGAUACACUCAAGAAAUUUUCCAGCGAGAAACGCUUCGCCUACUGGUCAGGGUAUGUCAAGUCCUUGGCAGUUCACAUGGCUGAAACUGAAGGCAGUAGCUGCACAACCUUGCUAGAGUAUCAGCUGCUGGUCUCUGCCUGGAGGAUGCUGCUCAUCAUUGCCACCAGUCAUGCUGAUAUCAUGCACUUGACUGACCCCACGGUGCGGCGCCAGCUCUUUCUUGACGUGCUUGAUGGGACCAAAGCUUUACUCCUCGUUCCCUCCUCUGUGAACUGCCUUCGCCUGGGCUCCAUGAUGUGCACGCUGCUGCUGAUCCUGCUGCGCCAGUGGAAGAGAGAGCUGGGUGCUGUGGAUGAGAUCCUAAGGCCGCUCACGGAGGUUCUGGAGGGCGUCCUGCAGGCAGACCCACAGCUCGUGGAGAAGACCAAGGCCAAGGUGUUCUCGGUGUUCAUCACAGCGUUGCAGAUGAAGGAGCUGCGAGUGAGCGACAUUCCCCAGUACUCCCAGCUGGUGCUGAGUGUGUGCGAGACGCUCCAGCAAGAGGUGAUCACCCUCCUCGACCACACCCGCCACAGCCUGGCCUCGGGCAGCGCCACCGAGGACAAGGACAGCAUGGAGACGGACUGCCCGCGGCUCAGGCACAAGGACCAGCGUGAUGGGGUGUGUGUCCUGGGCUUGCACCUGGCCAAGGAGCUGUGCGAGGUGGAUGAGGAUGGGGACUCGUGGCUGCAGGUGACGCGCCGGCUCCCCAUCCUGCCCACACUGCUCACCACCCUGGAGGUGAGCCUCCGCCUGAAGCACAACCUGCAUUUCACCGAGGCCGCGCUGCACCUGCUCCUCACCCUGGCUCGCACCCAGCAGGGAGCCACGGCAGUGGCUGGAGCUGGCAUCACCCAGAGCAUUUGUCUGCCUCUCUUGAGCGUGUACCAGCUGAGCAGUAAUGGCACAGGACAGACACCCAGCACCUCUCGGAAGGCCCUGGAUGCCCCCUCCUGGCCGGGGGUCUACCGCCUGUCCAUGUCCCUGAUGGAGCGGCUGCUCAAGACUCUGCGCUACAACUUCCUGACAGAGGCCCUGGACUUCAUGGGCGUCCACCAGGAGCGGACCUUGCAGUGCCUCAAUGCGGUGAGGACCGUGCAGAGCCUGGCCUGCCUGGAGGAGGCAGACCACACCGUGGGCUUCAUUCUGCAGCUGUCACACUUCCGGAAGGAGUGGCACUUCCACCUGCCUCAGCUCAUGUGCGAUGUCCAGGUAAACCUGGGCUACCUGUGCCAGGCCUGCACCUCCCUCCUGCACAGCCGCAAGAUGCUCCAGCACUACCUGCAGAACAAGAAUGGGGAUGGCUUCCCCUCAGCUGUCACCCCCCGGGCUCAGAGGCCACCUGCCACUGCCACUGCUGCUCCUGCUGUUCCCUCGAGCUCCACCAAGCAGCCCGCCGCUGACACGGAGGCCGCCGAGCAGCGAGCCGUGUAUGCAGUCCAGUGCGGCCUUCUCAAGAUCCUCAGCAGGACCCUCGCAGCUCUGCGCCACUUCACCCCGGACGUCUGCCAGAUCCUGCUGGAUCAGUCCCUGGAUCUUGCGGAGUACAACUUUCUGUUUGCCCUGAAUUUUACCACGCCCACUUUCGACUCGGAGGUAGCGCCCUCUUUUGGGACCCUGCUGGCAACUGUGAACGUGGCCCUCAACAUGCUUGGUGAGCUGGACAAGAAAAAGGAGCCCUUCACUCAGGUCGUGGGGCUCAGCACACAGACAGAAGGGACCAGAACAUUCAAGUCCCUGCUGCUGUUCACCAUGGAGAACUGCUUCUACCUGCUCAUCUCCCAGGCCAUGCGGUACCUUAGGGACCCCGCGGUGCCCCCUCGGGACAAGCAGCGCAUGAAGCAGGAGCUCAGCUCAGAGCUGAGCACACUGCUUUCCAGCCUCUCACGCUACUUCCGCAGGGGAGCCCCCAGCUCUCCUGCUGCCGGUGUCCUGCCCUCCCCCCAGGGCAAGUCCAGAGCCAGCCCCGAGAGUCAGGAGCCUCUGAUCCAGCUGGUGCAGGCCUUCGUCCGACACGUGCAGAGAUAGGGUGCCCGUGUGCCGUGCCUGCUGUCCCACCAGCCGCCUGCAGCCGCGGCAGAGGACACUCUGCGCAGCUCCCCGCGCCCUCUCCCAAGCGCCGCACUCCCACCGCCUGCCCCGAGGUUAUUUUUGUAAUGGAUCAAGAGGGGAACAGCAGGGGCAGGGGCGGGGGUCUGCCUGGUGGGGGCUCAAGGUCAAGCAUUCCUACAGCCUGUGGGCAGCCAGGGGCUCACCGGGGUGCCUGCCCUCCAGGAUUGGCUGUGUGUGAGUGUGAGGGUUUUCCAUGGUCUGUUCUUGCAGUUUUUGGUAAUACUGUGGUCUAUUUAUACAAAUA